Molecule: messenger RNA, 1137 nt
Organism: Harpegnathos saltator (Jerdon's jumping ant)
Lineage: Eukaryota; Metazoa; Arthropoda; Insecta; Hymenoptera; Formicidae
Exons: 2
Coding region: 89-631 (180 amino acids)
Source: RefSeq, a predicted model, not a curated record
UACGGUUUAGCCAUAAGACGAAAUGUAGAUUCUGUGGGUGAUAAGAAAAAAAGCAUAAUGGCAACACUCUACCACUAUUGCUCGACCGAUGAAAAGUCGAAACAUAGAAAUUGCCGCAGGCGCCGACAGUUGGUGCGAGUGGCGCAAAGCUGAAGCCGCCGGUCAACUCGUAAACUAUAAACAUCCUGCUCCAGUUAUAAAGCCUGAUAUUGAGAAACACCUUACUUCGAUCUAUGAAGAUCUUCCCAAUGAAGAUCUUUUGACUAGAUGUUUAGGCGGGCACAUACAAAAUUCCAACGAAUCCUUCAAUUCGACUGUGUGGCGUAUCGCUUCCAAACACCUCAAUUCGGACUUUAAAAUUGUUCAAAUCGCUGCAUAUUUGGCUACUGGCAUCUUUAAUGAAGGCUACACUGCCAUUUUAUUAACAAUGCAGUUAUUAGAAAUCAAUAUCGGCCAGCAAUGCAAAAUGUUCGCUGAUAAUUACGAUGCGCAGCGAGUUACGAGAGGGGAGCGGCGCCGAAGCAGCACGACCAAGGAAGCUCGCACAGCUCGUAGACUGGAGCAAAUGCAACGAAACGAGUUUUAUGAAGAAGCUGAAGGCUUGCAGUAUAGCCCCGGUAUAGCUGAUUAGCAUAAGAUUGCGAUCAAAAUUGCAGGCUACAUUUUUCCCGCAGAUUGGCAACUCGGUUGGCGAGGCGCUUUGAUUAGAGAUACACCAUGGCGCCAUUUUGCAAUUAUUUUACAACAUAAAAAUUUUUUUUACAUCUUCAAAUAGGCAGUUAAAUAUUAUAAAAGUUUUAGGAACUUCAACUGCAUCAUUGUCAAUAAAAAAAAUUCAUAAAAAUCUUUUUUUAGCCUCUUAAACCAGGUUCCCCCCUUAAGCUCUUUGCUCAUGUCUUUCCAAACUUUUGCAGAACUCGAAGGAAACUUGUUAGUAUUAAAAUAGUGCAUAUAUUUCUGAAUUAAAAGUAUUGCUUCUUCGUUAGAAACAUUACAAGGUCGUCCUAUCUAAAAAAAAAAAAGAAACUCUUAAACUAUUACUUUCAACUUUCAAAAGGUAUCCAUUCAAAUAAAAAAAUUCCCUGAGAAUUCCCUGAUCUCUCAAGUAUUUUCGAAGACUUUUAAGUAAAAUAAGAA